AUGUGGGAGGCGAGGCCGAAACCGGAUGUCGUCAGCUACAACGCUGUGAUCAACGCGUGCGGGAAGGACGCACAGUGGCAGCGGGCUGUGGCGCUGCUGAGUGAGAUCAGGGAGGCGAAGCUAGAGCCAACUGCGAUCAGCUACAGCGCUGGGAUCAGCGCGUGCGAGAAGAGCGUGCAGUGGCAGCGGGCUCUGGCGCUGCUGAGAGAGAUGCUGGAGGCGAAGCUGGAGCCCAACGUCAUCAGCUACAGCGCUGGGAUCAGCGCGUGCGAGAAAAGCGAGCAGUGGCAGCGGGCUCUGGCGCUGCUCCGCAGAAUGCGAGAGGCGACGCUGGAGCCAACCUCAGCUACAACGCUGGGAUCAGCGCGUGCGAGAAGGGCGAGCAAUGGCAGCAGGCUGUGGCGCUGCUAA
Molecule: messenger RNA, 411 nt
Organism: Prorocentrum cordatum
Lineage: Eukaryota; Dinophyceae; Prorocentrales; Prorocentraceae
Source: the annotation of a GenBank genome assembly